AUGGGGUUCCUCAAUCUCUUCCAUCUGGCCUUUUUGGCCGUCUCCUUCUUCGUCUCGGGGGCACUUGCUGCCUUUGGGUACACCACCUCCGGCAACAACUUUGUCAUUGACGCUGGCUCCUCGAACCCCUUGAUCUUCUCCGUCAGCAAGUCCAGCUGCGACAUCAACUCGAUCAAGUACCGCGGUACCGAACUCCAGUACAGCAGCCAGGGCACCCACAUCGGAUCCGGCCUCGGCUCGGCCACCGUCUCUGUCAGUCAGAUCAAUGGGUCGUCGGCCAAGUUCAUCAAGGUGACCUGUGUCACCUCGACCCUCACCCACUACAUGAUUGUCAAGGAGGCCGACAGCACCAUCUACAUGGCCACCUAUAUCACAGCCGAGCCCUCCAUCGGCGAGCUCCGCUUCAUCGCCCGCUUGCUGCCCGACAAGCUCCCAAGCGAGUACCCCUACGGCGAGGUUUCCACCACCACCGGCUCCUCCUCCACCGUCGAGGGCUCCGACGUCUUCGUCGUCAACGGCCAGACCCGCUCCAAGUUCUACUCCUCCACGCGCUUCAUCGACGAGGACUCGCACUGCGUCUACGGCGGCUCCGACCUGAUGCACGUCUGCGUUAUCACCCCGCAGCAGGAGUCCUCCUCAGGCGGGCCCUUCUUCCGCGACAUCGACUCCAACAACGCCGGCGCCAGCACCAACCUGUACAACUACAUGAACAGCGGCCACGUGCAGACGGAGGCCUACCGCAUGGGCCUGCACGGCCCGUACCUGAUGACUUUCUCCCGCUCUGGCAUCCCGACCCUCAAGAGCGUUGGCGACCUCUCCUGGUUCGGCGAGCUCGGCGUAACGGGCUACGUGCCCGACUCGCAGCGCGGCACCGUCACGGGCCGCGCCUCCGGCAUCCCCUCCGGAUUCGAAGGCGUGGUGCACUGGUACAACUCAGCCGCGCAGUACUGGGUCAAGACGGCGUCCAACGGGCAGUUCACCUCGCCCAAGAUGAAGGCGGGGACAUACACCAUGGUUUUGUACCAGACCGAGUUCAAGGUCGCCACCUCUACCGUGACCGUCUCCGCUGGACAAACCACCACCGCCAACAUCGCCAGCACCUUCAACACCAGCCAUACGACGCUUUUCAAAAUCGGCGAGUACGACGGCCAGCCCACGGGGUUCCGCAACGCCGACAAGUUUCUGCGCAUGCACCCCUCCGACAGCCGCAUGUCCAGCUGGGGCCCGCUUACCUACACCGUUGGCAGCUCUUCUUUGUCGGACUUCCCUAUGGCCGUGUUCAAGAGCGUCAAUAACCCCGUCACUAUCAAGUUCAACCUGGCCAGCAGCGCGGCGGGCAAGGCGGCCACGCUGAGGAUCGCCACCACGCUGGCCUUUGCCGGUGCGCGCCCGCAGGCGGUGGUGAACGGGUGGUCGGCGGCCGCGCCUGCUGCGCCUACCAAGAUUGAUAGUCGUGGUGUCACCAGGGGCGCGUACAGAGGGUUUGGAGAAGUGUAUGAUGUGGCGGUGCCGACGGGCAAGUUGGUUAGUGGGUCGAAUACCAUCACUAUUAGUGCGCUGUCGGGGAGCAGUGGGGAUACGUUUUUGAGUCCCAACUUUAUCUUCGAUGCUGUUGAGCUCUUUUACUAG
Sordaria macrospora k-hell is the source of this 1629-nucleotide messenger RNA. RefSeq lists its product as uncharacterized. Gene Ontology annotation, molecular function: carbohydrate binding; carbon-oxygen lyase activity, acting on polysaccharides. Lineage: Eukaryota; Fungi; Ascomycota; Sordariomycetes; Sordariales; Sordariaceae. Gene Ontology annotation, biological process: pectin catabolic process. The record is from RefSeq and is a predicted model, not a curated record.